Molecule: messenger RNA, 960 nt
Organism: Trypanosoma rangeli
Lineage: Eukaryota; Euglenozoa; Kinetoplastea; Trypanosomatida; Trypanosomatidae
Product: ADP-ribosylation factor GTPase activating protein
Exons: 1
Coding region: 1-960 (319 amino acids)
Molecular function (GO): GTPase activator activity
Source: RefSeq, a predicted model, not a curated record
AUGCCGGGCCAGCCUUGUGCUGCGGUAACAAGUAACAAUGCAAUCAAUCAGAAGCUCCGAUUGGAGAAGCUUUUCCAGCUUCCAGAAAACCGCGAGUGUUUUGAGUGCUUGGCGAAACAGCCGCGCUGGGCCAGUACCAACCUUGGGAUCUUUCUGUGCCUCCGCUGUGCUGGCGUCCAUCGCGCUAUGGGGACGCAUGUCUCCAAGGUGCGAUCGACAACCAUGGACACGUGGGAGGAGCCGAUACUUCAGUUCUGUGAGUGUGUCGGUAACGCGCGGGGACGAAUUCUUUAUGAGCACAACAUGAAUUCGCACGUGCGUCCAACUUGCACCAGUGAUGCUUCUUUGGUAGAGCGGUUUAUACGUGACAAGUACGAGCGGAAGUUAUACUACAACCCUCAGUAUAAGACACUUUUACAGCAGUUUCUUGCUUCCGGCGAGUCAGAGGAAGAGUGGUCGGGCUUUGUGGCGUCCCAACAGGUAGAAAGGGCGGUAGCCACACCGUCGCCACCAAAGACAGAAGGAACAGCGGCUUUGAUGCCGAUGUUAUGGGGCGGCAGUAUUUCUACAACAGUUCUGGCUCCUACUUCUCCGAUAGGCAGCAGAAACACGAAGGGUGGCAUCGACAUUAAUAGUCUCUUUUCAACAACAACAACGACUGCUAUUACUAGUGAAAAUAGUAAUAAUAAUAACAAUUAUACGAUGCAACAUCCGCACCAACAGCAACAUAUAUAUUUGACGCAUGCAGUGGGGAAAGGAAUAGUGAGUAACCAAUAUCACCAGCAGCAACACCAGCAUUCCCUCCCUGUGUCUUCACAGGCGGAUCACCAGGCGACGGAGGCAGACGCUAAAACAGAGAUUAUGUCCUUGUUUAGCCGUUCAUCCAAUGUCCCUCCCACACAUGUAUAUAGUGCGUGGCAGCCACAGCAACCUUCUUUUGGAUGUGGCCUAUCGCAAUAA